This is a messenger RNA of Rangifer tarandus platyrhynchus (Svalbard reindeer), 3402 nucleotides long. NCBI's taxonomy places the organism in Eukaryota, Metazoa, Chordata, Mammalia, Artiodactyla, Cervidae. The record is from the annotation of a GenBank genome assembly.
AUGAGCCCUACACAGUGGGACUUCCCUGUAGAAUUAUGCUGUCGGCCUAUGGCUUUCGUCACUCUCACAGGCCUGGAUGUGGUCUACAAUGCUGUCCAUCGAGCUGUCUGGGAUGCCUUCUGUGCCAACCGGAGGGCUGAUCGGGUACCUAUUUCUUUCAAGGUGCUCCCAGGUGACCACGAGUAUCCUAAAUGUAGACCCAAGAGAACUUCGUAUGAAUGGUACAUCCCCAAAGGGAUCUUAAAGACGGGCUGGAUGAACAAACAUCUGAAUCUGGUGCCAGCCCUAGUGGUCGUGUUUUAUGAACUGGACUGGGACGAGCCCCAGUGGAAAGAAAAGCAGUCUGAAUGUGCCACCAGAGUGGAAAUAGUCAGGCAGAGUUUACAAGGGAGAAACACCAAAGUUGCAGUGGUUCUGAUUCAGAAGAAAACCCCCUUGCCCCCAGGAGAAGAUGUCAUUGCUUCAGAAAGGGCUGCAGCCUUAUGCAACGCAUGUGAGCUAUCAGGAAAGUCUUUGUUUGUACUGCCCCAUACAGACCACCUUGUGGGUUAUAUUAUAAGAUUAGAAAAUGCCUUUUAUGAACAUGCACAGACUUAUUACUACACUGAGAUUAGAAGAGUGAAAUCUCAUAAAGAAUUUUUGAAUAAAACAACACACCAGCUUUUAUUUGUUAGACAUCAGUUCAAAAUAGCUUUCUUCAGUGAGUUGAAACAAGAUACACAAAAUGCUCUGAAGAAUUACAGGACCGCCUAUAACCUUGUACAUGAAUUGAGAGCCCAUGAAACUAACAUUCUGGAAAUUAAGACCAUGGCAGGAUUUACAAACUACAAGAUCUGUAGGUUGUGUUUUCAACACAACACGCCGCUGGAUGCAAUCGCUCAGUUCCGCAAGCAUAUUGACUUGUGUAAGAAGAAAAUCGGAAGUGCAGAGUUGGCUUUCGAGCACGCAGCAUGGAUGUCUAAACAAUUCCAGGCCUUCGGAGAUUUAUUUGAUGAAGCUAUUAAGUUGGGGUUGACAGCUAUUCAGACUCAGAAUCCUGGUUUCUAUUAUCAGCAGGCAGCGUACUAUGCCCAGGAGCGGAAACAGCUUGCCAAAGCCCUCUGUAACCAUGAAGCUUCUGUAACGUAUCCCAGCCCUGAUCCCUUAGAAACACAAGCAGGCGUCCUUGACUUCUAUGGACAGCGAUCAUGGCGACAAGGAAUACUCAGUUUUGAUCUUUCUGAUCCCGAGAAAGAGAAGGUGGGGAUUCUUGCCAUUCAGCUGAAGGAGAGAAGUGUUGUUCACUCUGAAGUAAUAAUAACUCUUCUGAGCAAUGCCGUUGCGCAGUUUAAGAAGUACAAGUGUCCAAGAAUGAAGAGCCAGCUGAUGGUUCAGAUGGGAGAGGAGUACUACUAUGCAAAGGACUAUACCAAAGCUUUGAAGUUGCUGGAUUAUGUGAUGUGUGAUUAUCGGAGUGAAGGGUGGUGGACCCUGCUCACGUCUAUACUGACCACGGCUCUCAAGUGUUCCUACCUCAUGGCCCAGCUGAAAGAUUACAUCACUUACUCCCUGGAACUCCUAGGGAGAGCUUCAACACUGAAAGAUGACCAGAAAUCUCGGAUAGAAAAAAACCUCAUAAAUGUUUUAAUGAAUGAAAGUCCUGAUCCUGAACCUGACUGUGAUAUCUUAGCUGUGAAAACUGCUCAGAAGCUGUGGGUGGACCGAAUCUCUCUGGCUGGCAGCAAUGUUUUCACAAUAGGCGUACAGGACUUUGUGCCAUUUGUGCAAUGCAAAGCUAAGUUCCACGCCCCAAGUUUUCAUGUCGAUGUUCCUGUGCAGUUUGAUGUUUAUCUAAAGGCUGAUUGUCCACAUCCCAUUCGGUUUUCUAAACUCUGUAUCAGCUUUAAUAAUCAGGAAUACAACCAGUUCUGUGUAAUUGAAGAAUCAUCCAAAGCAAAUGACGUUUUAGAAAAUUUGACUCAAGGCAAGAUGUGUUUAGUUCCUGGUAAAACAAGGAAGUUUUUAUUUAAGUUUGUUGCAAAAACUGAAGAUGUAGGAAAGAAAAUUGAGAUCACGUCCAUGGAUCUGGUUCUGGGCAGCGAGGCGGGCAGGUGUGUGGUCCUGAACUGGCAGGGAGGAGGCGGGGACGCCGCGUCCGCCCAGGAGGCCCUGCAGGCCUCGCGCUCGUUCAAACGAAGACCCAGGCUCCCCGACAGUGAGGUCCACUGGGACAGCAUCGUGAUCCAGGCGAGCACCAUGAUCAUUUCCAGAGUUCCAAACAUUUCGGUCCAUCUGCGACACGAUCCCCCUGCCCUGACUAACGAAAUGUACUGUUUGGUUGUGACCGUUCAAUCCCACGAGAAGACCCCGAUCAGAGACGUGAAGCUCACUGCUGGUUUAAAACCUGGACAGGAUGCCAAUUUAACUCAGAAAACGCAUGUGACUCUUCAUGGGACAGAACUGUGUGACGAGUCUUACCCGGCUCUGCUCACUGACAUUCCCGUCGGGGACUUACAGCCCGGGGAACAGCUGGAGAAAACGUUAUACUUUCGCUGUGGAACAGUGGGCUCAAGAAUGUUUCUUGUGUAUGUUUCUUACCUGAUCAAUACAACUAUUGAAGGAAAAGAAAUUGUUUGCAAGUGUCACAAGGAUGAAACUGUAACAAUAGAAACGGUCUUCCCGUUUGAUGUUGCCGUUAAAUUUGUUUCUACAAAGUUCGAGCACUUGGAAAGGGUUUAUGCGGACAUCCCCUUCCUGCUCAUGACCGACCUGCUGAGUGCCUCCCCCUGGGCCCUCACCAUCGUCUCCAGUGAGCUGCAGCUUGCUCCCUCCAUGACCCCCGUGGACCAGCUGGAGUCCCAGGUGGACAGAGUUGUCUUGCAGACUGGAGAGAGCGCCAGUGAGUGCUUCUGUCUCCGAUGCCCGUCAGUUGGAAAUGUUGAAGGCGGAGUAGCAACCGGGCAUUAUAUUAUCUCCUGGAAGAGGACUUCAGCCAUGGACAGCGUCCCCGUCAUCAGCACCGUCAUCACCCUGCCCCACGUGAUCGUGGAAAACAUCCCUCUCCACGUGAACGCAGAUCUGCCAUCGUUCGGGCGUGUCAGAGAGUCGCUACCUGUCAGGUAUCACCUGCAGAAUAAGACGGACUUAGUUCAAGACGUGGAGAUUUCCGUGGAGCCCAGCGAUGCCUUCAUGUUCUCAGGGCUUAAACAGAUUCGAUUACGUAUCCUCCCCGGCACGGAACAGGAGAUGUUAUAUAACUUCUACCCUCUGAUGGCUGGGUACCAGCAGCUGCCGUCUCUCAACAUCAACUUGCUCAGGUUUCCCAACUUCACAAAUCAACUGCUCAGGCGUUUCAUCCCAACCACUAUUUUUGUAAAGCCACAGGGCCGGCUCAUGGACGACGCCUCCAUCGCGGCCGCGUGA